Messenger RNA from Dictyostelium purpureum, 429 nucleotides. RefSeq lists its product as uncharacterized. The record is from RefSeq and is a predicted model, not a curated record. Gene Ontology annotation, biological process: endoplasmic reticulum tubular network organization. The transcript is spliced from 5 exons. The coding region runs from base 1 to 429 and encodes 142 amino acids. Gene Ontology annotation, cellular component: endoplasmic reticulum tubular network. Lineage: Eukaryota; Evosea; Eumycetozoa; Dictyosteliales; Dictyosteliaceae.
AUGGGUAAUUUUUUUUCAAAAAAGGAUUCUAUUUUUGAAAAAAAAGUAGUAGCCAUGGAAUCCAAAAUUAGUAUUUUGGAGACCAGAAUUAAUAGUUCAAAGAACUAUCAUUCAGCUUUUUUAUAUGAAAAGUUUGCUUUAUCAAGUGACACUUUGUCUGAAAAGGCAAUUUGUUUUAUUUUUUCGUUAUUAACCUCAAUGAUAAUCUAUUAUUCAGCAAAGUUAUAUAGAUUGUCAUUUGAAAUAUUAAUAAAAAAAAAUGAAAAAAAAUUAAAAAAUUUAAAAGAUGGUCUUGAAAAAUUAUUUGAAGACAGAAAAUUUGAAACAGAUUUUGAAAGAACUAAAAAACUUUUAGAAGAAUAUGAACGUUUCAAAAAAAAUAAUACAACCCAGAUCUUCAACAUAAACCACCAUAAAGACCACCAAUAA